UCCUCUCCCGAUCUGUUCUCCCGUUCCCACGCCCCUCUCGAGCCCACCCGUUCAGCCCCGGUGGCCAACGGAGCCCGGCGGCCUCGACGGGAGGACCUGCUAGGCUGCGAGAGGCGGCGCUACACAGUAGUACACUGGUCGACCGCGACGUGCCCAGACCCAGACGCGGUAUUCGCGAGAAAGCGCCGGGCGGGGCCCACGGAGGAUCAGUUGGUGGAGGGGAGGAACCCACAGCACCACACGCCAAUUUGCGAGAGACGGAGGAAGGGGUUCUCUCGUCUCGUCUCCGGCUUCGUCUAAAACGAGACGGAGACAAGCGAGACACCACCUAGGAGGGGGAGAUUCUGCUCCACAUCGCGCCGCGCGCACGCAGAUCUCCCUCCCCUCCCCUCCCCCGCCGCUCCAGCGCCAAACAGAGGACGGGGUUUCCCGCGAGAUCCACGCCCCGCCGCCGGCGGAGAUCCCCUCCAAAAUCUCGCCGCCGCUCGCCCAAUCUCGGACGUCGCCCCCCCCCCCCCCCCCACUACUACCCCGCCUGCCCCCUUGUUCUGAAGCAAUACCAGGAUAGUUCAUCUACGCCUCAAAAUGAUGAUGGGUGUGCUAGCAUUUGAGAACGACCAGGGGCUCUGGAAUGGUGGAUAUUAUUCCCAGUUUUUUGGAAUUGGAGGAGUUAUGGUCACUGUUGCAAUUCUUUGGUUAUCUACGGGUUAUUUUGGUGGAUUUGGUGCUCCUUUUGCUCCAUACUUUUGGCCAUAUUUAGGACAACUUCCCAAGAAGAAGGAAAGACAAAGGCCUGUGAGAGUGUACAUGGAUGGAUGUUUUGACCUCAUGCACUACGGACACGCAAACGCAUUGCGACAGGCCAAGUUGUUGGGUGAUCAACUGGUAGUGGGAGUUGUCAGUGAUGAGGAGAUUGUGGCAAAUAAGGGUCCGCCUGUGCUUUCGAUGGAAGAGAGGUUGACGCUUGUUAGUGGAUUGAAGUGGGUGGAUGAAGUCAUUCCUGAUGCACCUUAUGAGAUUACAGAGGAGUUUAUGAAUACCCUCUUCAGUAAAUACAACAUUGAUUACAUUAUACAUGGAGACGAUCCUUGUCUUCUACCUGAUGGAACGGAUGCUUAUGCGUUAGCAAAGAAGGCUGGACGAUACAAGCAAAUCAGGCGUACUGAAGGUGUCUCAAGCACCGAUAUAGUUGGGAGAAUAUUGCUAACGUUCAAGCAUAACGAGAGUCGUAGUGAGAAUGCUGUGGUCGAAUCAUGUGAUCAGAUGAAAACUCAGCUAUCCAAUUUUCUUCCAACCUCCCGGCGGAUAAUGCAGUUUUCAAAUGGGCAGGCUCCUUCGCCAGGUGCUCGUGUUGUUUAUAUAGAUGGUGCCUUUGACCUUUUCCAUGCUGGCCAUGUUGAGAUCCUCAGAAGUGCUAGGCAACUUGGUGACUUCCUUCUUGUGGGUGUUCAUGAUGACCAGGUCAUCAGGGAAAGACGAGGCUGUUGUCCUAUCAUGCACCUCCAUGAGCGUACUCUUAGUGUGCUUGCUUGUCGCUACGUUGACGAAGUUAUAAUAGGCUCACCACGGGAGGUUUCAAGGGAUAUGAUCACCACGUUCAACAUUUCAUUGGUUGUGCAUGGGACGGUAGCGGAGGGUAGUUCUGUGGAUGAAGUUGAUCCCUACGCCCUUCCAAAGAGCAUGGGUAUUUUCCAGAUAAUCACAAGCCCAAAAGCUAUAACAUCAGUUUCAGUUGCAACAAGAAUAAUUGAUAACCACGAAGCCUACAAGAAAAGGAACUUGAAAAAGAAGGCAAGUGAAGACAAGUACUACACACAAAAGAAAUUUGUCUUUGGAGACUGAUGCUGCAAAAGGGCCUCCGUGUACUUGAAGUUGUCCUACAACAGAAAUUCCAACACUUACUCAGCUGUAGAAAGUAGUCAGUGAUAAUUUGGUGGCCAUUCGGCAGAGGGAAUCAGCUCAAGGAAUUAAAUUAAAAUACUGUCACAUUCUUCUGCUGCUGCCCCUUUUUCGGCUGGAAUGUCCACUUAACAGACAGAAUUCACAUACAUGAUUCUUUUUUUUUUACUUUGUCAUCCCUGGAGGGGAAAUAUUCAUGGCUGAACACCUUCAGCGGACCAUUGUUGUAUACUUGUAUCUUAUUACUUGAGAGUUUGUGAAGUAACUAGAGUUGCACGCUACCUAAUUGUACCAAGGUAUACUCGAAGUAUAUACUGCUGCUCAGACAAAGGAACUAGUGAGGUUAUGCUCAGCUUUUCUGACCUGAUAAGGUCAGUAUAUACUGCAUUUUUUCCCUGA
Messenger RNA from Brachypodium distachyon (stiff brome), 2298 nucleotides. RefSeq names its product ethanolamine-phosphate cytidylyltransferase. NCBI's taxonomy places the organism in Eukaryota, Viridiplantae, Streptophyta, Magnoliopsida, Poales, Poaceae. The transcript has 10 exons. Gene Ontology annotation, cellular component: cytoplasm. Bases 586 to 1842 code for a protein of 418 amino acids. Gene Ontology annotation, biological process: phosphatidylethanolamine biosynthetic process. Gene Ontology annotation, molecular function: ethanolamine-phosphate cytidylyltransferase activity. The record is from RefSeq and is a predicted model, not a curated record.